GCGCUCCGAUGUUUAUCUCCGUUAAAAUUAAUUUUAAUGAAAAUUACCAAAUCACUUUUAUAAAAGUUUAAACAUAAGAAGUGAAUCCCAAAAAUCAAAAAUGCGUUUCGACAGCAUCUAUCUGGUGGCCAACCUGGCGGAGUACGACUUCGAAAAUGUGGUCCUCCUGGCGGACGAUGUGAACGCGAUAGUGACGGAACUGUGCUGCACCGGGGACGGGCGUUUUUCCCGAAUCGACUGCUGUGAGAAGCUGCUCUUUCUGGGGCACAUUCUGGAGACGGCACUGGAUGUGAGCCGGCGCGUGGUGAAGAACUACGACACUCUGGAGGCACUGCUGCGGGUUAAUUGGGACGGCAAUGGAAGCGCUGGUCCCACCAAGCGGAAGUGGGAUUUUGUGAGGGAUGAUGGGGAGCGGGUUGUGAACCGGGUUGCCCGGAUGGUGCUCAGUGCCGAAGGUGGGGAACGGUGUUUAGGUGUGGUGAAGGCGUUUUAUAAACGGUUCAGCAGCAAAGAGGAGUUUCGGAAGGUGAUUGGGGAAGUGCAUAGGAAGUUGGUUUGGAAGAAGGCGGCCGGAGAUUAUUUGUGCCUGAGCGAAGAUGCUGGAAAUAAGUUGAAUGCUUUAAAGUUGAUCGCUGAUUUGCAAAGUGAUGAUCCGAAGAUUGUUAUUCGGAAUGCUUCGAGAUGGAAUUUAGGUAUGGUGGUAGAAAUGAUUGAUUGUGGAUCCAUCGAUUCCCGGACCUCAAGCAAGUUGCUUUCUGGUAUUCUGGUAAAUAUUCAAACAGAGAAUAAACAAUUUUUCGACGCUCAGAUUAAGUCCAUUAGAACCUUGAUGGAUGACAAGAAACUUCUUGUCAGAUACCAAAAUCUCAUGGAGUUCCAACCGUUCUACGAAGUGAAUUUGGAACUUCUUCGUACGCACCAUCGUAAACUUCAAGAGUACGAACUCCUCUACGAUUCAAAUACUAUCUUGCUGUGUCACCUCAUUUAUGGGAAGCAACAAUCUGCUCAGUUUCUCAAAGAUUUUCUGAACGAAGAAACCCUCGGUGGAUCUGAAAAUCUGGAACUGAUUCUCGCCGAGCUGCAGAACUUUGCCUAAUUGAUGAUCGAACACGACGAGAGUUCCUCACUGUAUGGGUGGACUCCAUACGCAAUCUGUUGAUCCCGACCCGAAGCAAGUGGCCACCAAUACAAAAGCAGCACCCUACCCGCUGGCCGGAUUUGCGUACGUGAGAGUGACGGCUCUGGAGAAGAAGUCAUCAUCAGCCUAAACAGUCAUCGCCAGCCGUCAUCGACGACACGACGGAGCAGUCAAUUCGCGAGACUCGGGCGGUCGAUACUCCUCAAUUACUUUAAUUACGAGUGGGUCCCCGGUAAUUGAAACCCAAUCAGUGAUAGCCCUUAUCGGUUCGGGAAAGGUGAAGAAAGUGCGGUCGGAACAAAUUUCGAAUCAGUGCGUGGUGUGAAAUUCCAGAACAUAGCGGUAAACCCCGGAGUCAGAUAGCGGAGCGCCAAUUGUCAUUCAAGUGAGCCAAUUGGAGGAUGACGACGCGUUCGAUGUGAACGACUAUCGGGACGUCAUCAGCACCUCAUCCCACCAGCCGGCAUCGGCCCCCCACCAGCCCCGAACGUCUCCGCUCCUCCUCACCUCGACCGGCUCGCUCGAUUACGAUUACUACGAGGACAUGGACGAGCGGGACAGCAUCUAUCUGGAUGCCGUGUCCAUCAACUCGGACGGACCGAACGCCCGUAAGUCGCUUUACCUGUCCCGCCAAACCGUGUACCACUCGGCGGAGGAACUCCCACAGGACGCCGUCGACGGGGGUGGAGGAACGCUGCGGAGCAUCCGCACCACCACCGAAUCGAUGCUGAACGAUUCCCGCGCCAACGGGGGUCUGCCGAACCUGCCGUACGAACCGCGACCCGGCAGUUCAUCGUUCGUCGGUGGGAUCCUGAAGCGGCCCGGCCUCACGACGAAGUACAACGCAGAGGUGGCAAGCACUAGUCCUCUUUUACAAGCACUAGAAACUCCUCAUUCCGACAACAACGACACCAGUCAGACCGAAUCCACAAACAUUAGCACUAACAACCGACCCCAUCGACCGACCGAUCGUUGUAGUAAGCAUGAGCCAAGACAGAUAGUUACAUAUUCGCUGUGGAAAGCGCGGACGUGGAAUCGCUUCCAGGAUGGCAAACGGGUCGUCGACUUUGUCCUGGCGUACAACGGCCAGGACCAGAGCGAGGAAAUGGCACGCAAGCGGACCACCUUCCAGCAGAACCUGCAAGCCGAGGGGUUGGAAAUCGAGGCGGAAUGUUCACAGCGGAUACACUUCAUCAAAAUCCACGUCCCCCAGGAGGUGGUGUCCCGCUACUGCGAGAUUAUGCGCAUGCAGAUGCCGACCGCCAAGCUGCCCGGCCAGGAUAACAUCGCUCCGAAGGAUUUUAGCGUGAGCGGCCUGCUGGUGAAGCUCUUCCGGAGGCCUCUGUUCAGCUUCGUGAUCAUCGAUCGGGACAAGUUCCGGAAGAAGGAGUACACGCUGCAGCACGAGUAUACGCGCGACAAGGCGUAUCUGUUUGACGACACUCAGCCGGAGUUCUUCACUCCGAGCAUACGGAUAGCGGUGGCACAUUUUAUCCUGGAGAGGACGUACUUCAACGUGGGGGAGGAAAACAAGUAUGAUAUUGGGCUGCGGAAGUUGCUGAACGAUAAGGUUUAUCUGGAUGCGUAUCCGUUGCACGACGGAAACACGGACAUGCCGGAGGUGGAGUGCCAACGGACGUUGCUGCUGCAAGAGUGGGCUUCCGUGGUUCGGUGGAUUAAGCAUCAACCGUUGGAUCACAUAAAGGAGUACUUUGGGGUGAAGGUUGCGAUGUAUUUCGCAUGGCUUGGGUUCUAUACGCACAUGCUCAUCUGGGCCUCGAUAGUGGGUUUAAUGUGUUUCUUCUACGGAUUGCUGACAUUCCGCAGCAAUCGGAUCAGUCAAGACAUUUGCAACGAUAACUCAACGAUCAUGUGUCCGCAGUGUGACGCCAAGUGUGACUACUGGCGGCUGAAUGACACGUGCACAACCUCGCAACUUGCGCACAUUUUUGACAACAAUUUUACGAUCGUGUUUGCGGUAUUCAUGUCGAUCUGGGCAACUCUCUAUCUGGAAAUGUGGAAGCGAUACUCGUCGGCCAUUCAGCAUCGAUGGGGCAUUACCAAUUACUGCUCGCUGGCGGAACCUCCCCGACCGCAGUAUCUGUCGCGGUUGAAGGACAGCAAGAAAACGAUCUUCAACAUCAUCACAGGAACGCAGGAACCAUCGCCGCCGUUCUGGUCGAAGAAGCUACCCAGCUUUCUGUACAGCUACUCCGUGAUAUUCCUAUUCAUCUCCCUCGCCAUUGCGGCCGUGUUCGGCAUCGUCAUCUACCGGAUGUCGCUGAUGACAUCGCGCAACAUCUACGGCGACCCGGACGCCGUAUCGACCAAACUGUUGCUCCUGCCGGCGACGGCCGCCAUCAUCAAUCUGAUCGUGUCGACGAUCCUCAACUUCGCGUACGACUACGUGGCCGUGUACAUGACCGACAUCGAGUACCGGCGGACCCAGAGCGAGUACAACGAAAGCCUGAACCUCAAGAUCUACCUCUUCCAGUUCAUCAACUACUACAGUUCGAUAUUCUACAUCGCGUUCGUGAAGGGUAAGUUCCCCGGCUAUCCGGCCAAGUACAACCGGAUUAUGACGCUGCGCCAGGAGGAGUGCAGCCCGGGUGGGUGCCUAAUGGAGCUGUGCAUCCAGCUGGCCAUCAUCAUGAUCGGCAAGCAGAUCAUUUCGUUGAUCCUGGAGAUUUUGAUUCCGUUCCUGUUGCAAAAGUUCCGCGAGUUCCGGAGCGUGCUGGGCAUCGAGGGGGAGGAGUCGGAGAACGGGGAGAAGCUGAUCUGCUGCAACCAGUGGACCAAAGAUUUUACGCUGAUCAGCUGGACCGAUCGGAGUUUGUUCGAGGAGUAUCUGAAGAUGAUCAUUCAGUACGGAUUCAUUACGAUCUUCGUGGUGGCCUUCCCACUGGGUCCGUUGUUCGCACUGUUGAACAAUGUAUUCGAGACGCGACUGGAUGCGAAGAAGUUUUUGCUCUACUACAAACGAGCUGUUCCGCAACGUGUUCGGAACAUCGGUAUGUGGUACAAUGUGAUGCACGUGCUCGGGAAAGUGGCGGUGAUAUCUAGCGCAUUCAUCAUCGCAUUCUCAUCUAACUUCAUCCCCCGGCUGGUCUACAUGUACGUGGUCAGCCAGGACCGAACCGACCGAGGCUACCUGAACCACACGCUGGCCUACUUCAAUGUUAGCGAUUUCGAACCCGGUGUGGCCCCGCUCGCAUCCAAGUUCGAAAAUGUCACCGUGUGUCGCUACCACGAGUACCGGAAUCCGCCCGGCAUGGACCGGCCCUACAAGCGCCCGCUCAUCUACUGGCACAUCCUCGCUAUCCGGUUGGCCUUCGUCGUCAUCUACCAGAACGUGGUCAGCUUCGUGCAGAUUGUGGUGGCGUGGGCCAUUCCGGACACCCCCGGGCGGCUGCAGGAUCAGAUCAAGCGGGAACAGUACCUAACCAAUGAGUUCAUCAUCCAGCAGGAGAAAGUUAAGACUCGCGAACGGAAGGGUGGCCGAAAUUCGCAGAGGCGGCGCAACGGGACGCUGUCGCGGCAGCAGAGCAGCUUGGACGAAUACGGUACGGUAAGUGUGACGGAGGAGGAAGGCGAAGAUGAGAACUUCGUCAGGCGAAGGCCGAACGGGAACGAUCCGUACAAUCCCGAACGCUUCCAGGAGUGUGAGAUUGUGACGUCGAGAGUUUGAGACCCUGGGGCUCGAAAUAAAAAAACAAACAGUGACCAACCCAGUCGAUUGACUAUACGGUUCAAACGUUACCUAUUAUUCUAUUUUCGAAAUAUCUUUACACAAACGCCGUGGACCGUACUGACCGAAUGCCUAUUUCAUGUUUUCAAUGGCAUUUCGUUUUGCGAAGCUUUACAAUAAUGUUAAAAUUUAUGAGACGCAACCAUGGGACGUCAAUUUAUGCGCAAAAGUAAAAUUGUAGCUAAUAAUAAGAUUAGGUAGCUAUCAUGCGAAUUAAUUGUGGGUGUAGCUUUUUCUUUCAACUGAAGGAAUUAUUAUUGCAUAAAGAUCAACAAGAGGAACAAACCUACCAACACAGCACUUAUUUAUUACACUAGGAAAUCAAACCAAUAAACUAUAUUUUCAAUUUUACAUUCUCGAAAAAGAAUAGUUGAGGAGAAAA
Molecule: messenger RNA, 5268 nt
Organism: Armigeres subalbatus
Lineage: Eukaryota; Metazoa; Arthropoda; Insecta; Diptera; Culicidae
Product: anoctamin-5-like
Exons: 7
Coding region: 1683-4826 (1047 amino acids)
Biological process (GO): chloride transmembrane transport
Cellular component (GO): plasma membrane
Molecular function (GO): protein dimerization activity; chloride channel activity
Source: RefSeq, a predicted model, not a curated record